UAUUAGCACAAUGACGAAAUUUAAUGCAAACGCCGUACUAUGGAGCUUGGAUGAUUUCAUGAAAAUACGCAAAGACGAAAUGCCCAUUUACUACAAAAAAGAAUAUCAGAUGUCAAAACGAUUCAAUAGAAUAUCGGCGCAUUUACAGUCUUACAAAGACGCCGAGGCUGACUUAUCUCAGGACGAAGACGAUGAUGGUGAUUGCAAUAUUCCUACGGUGCAGAAAAGCAUCGAUGUGGACGAUGCCACAUACGCAGCGAAUAUAAAGCAGCUUAAUUUCGAGAAGAACGAUUUCGAUCAGCUAAUGUAUAAUGAAAGCCUGGAAACAAAUGAUGUAAAUUCGAGUACUGAACAAUGUGAACCACUAAGUCAGACGCCUCCACGUCCGAGUGUUAAAUCGCGGCUUGGCGUCAGGACCACCGAAAGCGUGGGAAAUCGCGGAAAACAAUUUAAGAAGAAAGCGAUUCAAAAGCGUGGCAAAGCCUAUCCUUACAAUAUAAACGGUCGUAACAACAGUAUGGAAAACUACAAUCAAAACCGCGUGUCUGCAAAUUUCCAUCGUGGUCUAGAAGCCUAUUAUAAAUUUCGUGAGCGUAACGAAUGCUUUGGUGAAUCGCAAAACGUAUUAAAUAUCCCAAAUAGUCAUGUCCAUAUUGAAAACUUUGGUCCCAAUGGACCCAGCUUUAAUGACAGUUCCAAUACUGAUAAUUUUAAUUUGAACAGCAACUUUAUGAUGCGCUCGAAUCAUAUGAACACCUCCGAUUCGAACAGCUUCGGCGGGCUGCUCCCGAAUAACCAAGGCCCCGUUAAUUCGAAUAACCGCGUCGGGAUGUUCUCGAAUAAUCAAGAAUCUGCAAAUUCAAACAGGAUCGAGUGUAUGCUCCAGAAUAACCAAGAACACGUGAAUUUGAACAGCUACGGCGGGUUGUUCCUGAACAAUCAAAGAUCUGCCAAUUCAAACAGCUUCGGGGGGCUGUACCCGAGUAACCAAGGCCCCGUUAAUUCGAAUAACCGCGUCGGGAUGUUUCCGAACAAUCAAAGAUUUGCAAAUUCAAACAGGAUCGAGUGUUUGCUCCUGAAUAACCAAGAACACGUGAAUUCGAACGGCUACGACGGGUUGCUCUCGAAUAAUCCAGUACCUGUAAAUUCGAACGGCUACGGCGGGCUGCUCUCGAAUAAUCCAGGACCCGUGAAUUCGAAAGGCUACGGCGGGUUGUUCUCGAAUAAUCAAGGACCUGUCAAUUCGAACGGCCACGGCGGGCUGCUCUCGAAUAAUCAAGUGGCCGUCAAUUCGAACGGCCACGGGUUGCUCUCGAAUAAUCAAGUUGCCGUCAAUUCGAACGGCCACGGCGGGUUGCUCUCGAAUAAUAUAAUAGGGAUAGGCGACGGGAUAGGCUUGAAUCAUCCGAACACCAGCCGACGCGAUAUCAUUGCAAACAAUUGGAACAGCAGUAUCGAGAUGAACUCGACAAAGCGAAUCCCUCCCAAUAACUUUUUACUCUUGAAUCGUCAGGAGCUAUUAGUCGACGGCUCAUCAUCAUUGAGUGUUGGUCCAGCUCGUCCAACUCGUGGUAUGUUUAUAGGUGAGGCGCUUGGUAUGACUCUAAGCGAUUGUAAAACGGUCGAUGUUCAUGAAGUUGCCAAAAACGUGUUGCAUUUGCUGUCUAAUGCUGAAAAGGAUUCCGAAAGCAAGACAAACUAUGGGGUCCAUAAUAAAAAUACAUCGCAGCAGCGCGAAUUGUGAAACUGGAUGCCAUGCAGGAAAGUAUUGUACAAUCUUGUCGCCGGAAGUAUAAUUAAGAGUUCAUUAUGACAAUAGGUUAAGUGUAAAUAUUCAAACAUGGAAGAAUAUUAGCGGGCACCCGGUCGUGCCGGACGAGUGUGAAUGUUCGUUGGUGUAUUGCAGGGCAAGAAGAAGAGUAGGGUCGAGUGGUGCAGUGAAUGGCACUACAGAGAACGAACAAGAUUUGAGUUUUUUCUUUAUAUAUGUAUUUUUGCUGAUAAGAGCAUGUUGAGCUGCUUAUCAGCAAUGCACAACAAAAAAAGUACUCAUGGACAGCCGAGCCGAGAUGCGAGAAGAGAAGCGAAACGAAAGCGGACGAAAAUAGAAACAAACGGCGAUAAAUUUACAGCAAAAGGCGAAUGUUCAUACAGAAGCGAUUCGCCGAUGGAGGAACAGCAAAGCAGAACAGAAUAAAAUAAUAAUCAAUCAGUUAAUCUGCUACAUAGUUAGAACGUGGAAGUGACAUAGCUGAAUGGAAGUGGAUAGGGAGCUCAAGACCAUUUAUUGAACGCAACGCCGCGAAGUGAAUAAUUAUUUUGUUUUCAGAUCGAAUGCCGGCAUACGACAAUUAGAAGAACAAAGAAAAUCUGAACCCAUUAUUUUUAGUUUUGUAAAAGCAAAAAGAAAACGAAAAAUAAACGUUAAACAUUCAAAUAAAUGUUUGCUGUUCGCCUGUGCCCACCAUGUUGAAAUCGAAGCAAUUCCUGCAGCGAUUUUCCAAAGAAUAUGCCAAGUUUACGCCUGCGAACUUCAAGCUUAAGCGGGCUUUGGUGGUGACGAAACUCUCGCGCUAUGAAUUCGAGCAGCUGCGGCAUCCGGGACUGUCGAAGGAGCAGCUGGAGCAGAAGCUGCGCGAUCGGGGCACCGAUGUGGAGAUGGUCCUCUAUCUGCACAAUUUGCACAAGGACUUCGAGCGGCGUAUCGUGCAGAGCUUCCAGGAUGUCGGGUGCGAGGUCAAGCUGUCCAGCAGACUUGAAUUUAGAAGCUCAUUGAGCAAAGAUGUCAUGAGCUGGGCGGAUGUCAUCGUUCCUGUUGGCGGUGAUGGCACCUUUCUGCUGUCCGCCGGUCGCGCCAGUCCCCUCUUUGCCCUCAGCCAGCAGAAGACGCCCAUUGUGGGCUUCAACUCUGAUCCGCUCCACUCGGAGGGUCGUCUCAUGCUACCCAAGCACUAUUCGGAUAAUCCCGCCGAUGCAGUGGCGCGCAUCAAGAGCGGCGACUUCAAGUGGAUGCAUCGCUCAAGAGUCCGCACCACGCUGCUGGGCAGCAAUGGCAAGAUUCCGGAGUCCACAGAUCUGUUCCGACAUACAGAAGUGAAGAUGGAGCAGGUGACAACGGAUCCUGAAAUGCUGGAUAAUCACAUGGCCACCAAAUACAAAGCAAAGAUGAAGCGCAUCCUACCCUAUUUAGCUCUGAACGAGGUUUUCAUUGGCGAGCACAUCUCGUCCCGUGUGUCCCAUCUGCAGCUUGUGCUCAAUCAUCAGGACGUGGUAAACAAAACAAAAUGUUCCGGACUGUGCGUUAGCACUGGCACCGGCUCCACAUCGUGGCACACAAGCAUAAAUCGCAUCACCAGCCGCGACGUUGACGAUUUGCUUCAAUCGCUGCCCAAUAGCAACUCUGCCGAUGUGCUCCGACUACGCGAGAAUACUCAGGAGAUCGCCCAUCGGUAUAACCAAGGGCUGCUCUUCGCACCAGACGAUCCGCGGCUCUGUUAUUCAAUCAGGGAGCAGAUCUGUGUGGGCGUUUGGCCCUCGCCGAAGACAUUUAAGAAGCGAGAUUUCGUGCAGAAUGUGUUCGUUAAGUCGCACUGCAUCGAUGCCAAUCUGGUCAUAGAUGGCAGCAUAUCCUAUCCAUUCAACGAUGGCGCCAAGGCAUUGCUUGAGGUCCAUCCCGAGGAUGCCCUCCUGACGAUCGCCCUAGACUGAUUUCUGAUGAAGCAAGAAGCGUAGUAAAGUAAAGUGCCUGGCUCUCUAGCCGUAGCAUGUCUGAAGUUCUAAAAUUAUUUAAGUGUGCAAUUUGCAGACUACUUAGAAGUUUAAGCUCAAAAGUUAUUUUGUUAUUAUAUAAACAUUUAUUUAUAAAUGUCCCUUAACUUUU
This is a messenger RNA of Drosophila persimilis, 3880 nucleotides long. It is a transcript of the gene Nadk2, whose product is annotated as NAD kinase 2, mitochondrial. The coding region runs from base 2467 to 3708 and encodes 413 amino acids. The record is from RefSeq and is a predicted model, not a curated record. Gene Ontology annotation, molecular function: NAD+ kinase activity. Lineage: Eukaryota; Metazoa; Arthropoda; Insecta; Diptera; Drosophilidae. Gene Ontology annotation, biological process: NAD+ metabolic process. Gene Ontology annotation, cellular component: mitochondrion. The transcript is spliced from 8 exons.